Messenger RNA from Aureobasidium subglaciale EXF-2481, 1108 nucleotides. RefSeq lists its product as uncharacterized. The transcript has a single exon. NCBI's taxonomy places the organism in Eukaryota, Fungi, Ascomycota, Dothideomycetes, Dothideales, Saccotheciaceae. The record is from RefSeq and is a predicted model, not a curated record. Bases 268 to 1026 code for a protein of 252 amino acids.
GGCGAACAGACAAGCUAUGCAUGAUAUGAUGUUCUAAACAGGUUCUAGGUUGCUAAAGGGUCUGCAAGUCAGACAAUUCUGAAUCGGAUAUAUAACACGUCGGAAUUGGGCUGAUUUGGUCUUGAUGAGGCCGACGUCAUAGUGACCUCCGUGGACAUUGGCAAAACAUCAUGGUACAAAAUAUCUUCUGCCGACACACUCCUCCUUCUCAGUUCACUUCAUCAACGAAUACGAACCUCGGCUUUUGUUCUUACAACCAUAGCAACCAUGGCAUCAUCACAAAAAGUCCUGAUCGUCCUUUCGGAUGCCGACCACUUCGACAUGAAGAAGACCUCCGGACCAGACGCCGGCAAGGUCGUCUCACAACCCUCUGGCUUCUUCCUCAUGGAACUCGCCAAACCGCUUUCCAAGCUUCUUGACGCCGGCUACGAGGUCACUUUUGCUACUCCUGAGGGCAAAGAGCCCGUCCCUGACCCCAACAGCGAAAAUCUCCUCGCCUUUGCCGGAAACUUCUACGAGCGCCGUCGCGAGAAUGAACUGCUCGCGCGCAUGAAGAAGGAGAAUGGUUUCUCAUCGCCAAGAAAGUUCAGAGAUAUCAGUGACGAGGAGUUGGAAUCUUUCCGUGGUGUUUUCAUUCCUGGUGGUCAUGCUCCUCUGACUGAUCUGGGCGACAACAAGGAGUUGGGUCGUAUCCUUGAGCACUUUCACGGCAAGCAGAAGCCCACCGCCACUAUCUGCCACGGACCCUAUGCUUUCUUGUCCACCAAGGCAUCGAGCGGAAAGUUCUCGUACGCGGGCUACAAGAUCACCAGCUGGUCCGACAUGGAGGAGUCUAUGAUGGAGAUGAUGUUGGGAGCUGAAAUCCCCAAGGUCGAGGGUGCGCUGCGUGCAGAGGGUGCUGAGAUGAUCGAGGGCAUCGGGCAGAAGGUUGGAUACAUUACCGUUGACAGAGAGGUCAUCAGCGGAGCAAACCCUAUGGCUGCCAACCCCAUGGCCGAUAAGUUCAUCGAGAUGAUGAAGGCUUGAAACGUCACAUAAUCAUGAGCACACGAACCUAUGAUAAUAGCAUCACUUAAUGACAAACCCAAUUCCUUGACUAUAUGUUACG